Oncorhynchus tshawytscha (Chinook salmon) is the source of this 1135-nucleotide messenger RNA. RefSeq names its product collagen alpha-1(XIV) chain-like. NCBI's taxonomy places the organism in Eukaryota, Metazoa, Chordata, Actinopteri, Salmoniformes, Salmonidae. The transcript is spliced from 8 exons. Bases 1 to 456 code for a protein of 151 amino acids. The record is from RefSeq and is a predicted model, not a curated record.
AUGGGAGGGCAGUCCUGGAGCCCCGGGGCCCCUGGUGGAAGUGGCUCUCCUGGACCGCUGGGAGACCAGGGACCACCUGGCUCUGCUGGUACCAAAGGAGACAAGGGUGAACGGGGAGACCUGCAGUCUCAAGCUACCGUCAGGGCCUUAGCACGCCAAGUGUGUGAGCAACUGAUUCAGAGUCACCUGUCUCGCUACAGCUCCAUCCUGAACCAGAUCCCCAGCCAGUCAGUGUCUGUGAGGACAGUACCGGGACCUCCAGGAGAGCCCGGUCGCAGGGGUCUGCCAGGGCCACAGGGAGAGGGGGGCCCCACAGGCAGACCAGGGUUCCCUGGGACCAACGGACAGGAUGGACGACCGGGGGAGAGAGGUCUCCCAGGAGAGAAGGGGGAGAGGGGAGUCAAGGUGUGGGGACACAGGGCCCCAGAGGUCCCCCAGGACCACCAGGUCUUCUAGGGGAGGGGCGUACAGGCAGCCAAGGCCCCGCCGGUAGACCAGGCAGCCAGGGUACCCCAGGGCGACCAGGCACCCCUGGAUCCACGGGCCCUGCUGGUGCUGCUGGGUACUGCGACCAGAACUCCUGUUUGGGCUACAACGUUGGAGGAGGACAGGAACAGGAAUAUGAGAAUGACUACUGAGCAACAUUCUCUUAGUUCCAGACACCCUCUCCUCUCCUACCUCCCUCCCUCUCCUCUCCCAUCAUAAAGAGACCAUCAGAUACCCUCUCCUACCUUCCUCCCUCCCCUCCUCCCUUCUGCCGCACAAAAAUAGACCAUCAGACACACACUCCUCCCUCCCCUCCUCCCUUCCUACCUCCCUCGCUUCCUUCUGCCGCACAAAAAUAGACCAUCAGACACUGUCUCCUCCCUCCCCUCCUCCCUCCCAUCUUCCUCAUAAAAAGAGUCCAUCAGCCACCCUCUCCUCUCCCCUCAUAAAGAGUCCAUCAGCCACCCUCUCCUCUCCACUCCCCUCAUAAAGAGACCAUCAGCCACCCUCUCCCCUCCUCUCCCUCAUAAAGAGACCAUCAGCCACUCUCUCUCAUAAAGGACCAUCAGCCACCCUCUCCUCUCCUCAUAAAGAGACCAUCAGCCACCCUCUCCUCUCCUCUCAUAAAGAGACCAUCAGCCACCCUCUC